CAAAUCUCUUUUUUGACAGUUGAUGAGGGCAUCAGCCGAAGGCUGUCUGUUCUUUGAGAACUUGUUUUCGUAAGGUAGUUGUGAGGAAGUGUGCGCCUUUGCUACUUUUAGCUCGACCACAAGACCGUGACAAGACAAGCCAAAACAUUGAACCAACGCCGCAAGGCCAUGGCAUGCAUGUAAACGUAACCAUCAUAAACGCCUUGUUGUUAUAGUCUGUGCUUUCUCGUGGAGUUUGGUGAAAGAAGAAUAAGAGACAAUUGCGAGGGAUCUUCUAUCGUCUUCUUUCAAUCCACUUGACCUGGACCAUACAAGCCAGACGACAAUCACUAAAAGUCGAUCAUCCUUCGCAUUUAUUCUCUACACGAUUGCUGGGACAAAACAAUGGCAUCCUUGGACCGUACUGAUUCUGUUGAAGAAGUAGUGGAUGAACUACCGAGUGUUGUGCAUCAAUCUUUGAAGGAUGCAGACACAAAUGGUGCUACUACGUGUAGUAGGGCAUCCCCUGAUCAUUCUGCAGAAUGUGACCAAGAGAAUGGUGGCAAUCAGGCAAAUUCUCACCUUCCGUGUGAUUCAGCUGAUGUCGACAGAAUACGUAACGAAGGAAAUUCCACAAAUCCAGACGAUCCACCGUCGGAUGAUGAGCACAGCCCAGAUCGAUUAGAACCAAAUGUGUCUUCUUCUAUCAACGACGCAACAGAAGCCUUGUCAGGCCGUGAUUCUUCUUCUGUCAACAACAAUCCACAACAACAAGAACCCAAUCAUCUAUUGUCCGUAGAGUUACUGGGAAAUCCCACAUUCAACCUCCUUCCUCCUGAUUUGCCUUCUGGGUCUUCUCCUCCUUCCAGUGUCGCUUCCUCCAGGGAACCUGGCAUGGACAGCUUUCGACGAUUUGUACGAUCCCGUGCUACGGCUCGAACGAGAACCACGGCAGAGUCGUCCUCCCAAAUAUCCACGCAAAGUCUCGGCGAUGAAGACUUGUUUGUCCUGGCGGGUGGUGAAGACGCUGCAGCCGAAGGCGACAACAAUAGUAAUGAACGUGCUGCUUCCUGGGAUCCCAUUGCAGCAGCACGAACCCAAGCAUCACCAUCGGAGAAUGUACCACCCAUUGUGUGGGAAGAAUCAUCGGAUUCCGCCGAACCAACAGAUGUCAAUCGAGGAGACAGGAGAGAGCCACCCAAUAUUCGACUGCGAGGAUUCUUGCCCGCUGUACGAAGACGGGGCGGGAGACAAUCCAGUAGUGUCCGACGACAUCUCCCUUCCUCGUCCGCAGGGGCGUCCAUGCUGGCGGCGUCUCCAUUGUCCACAACGGCACAAGCCGUGCUAUUUACUUCCUCCCAAGCAUCCAUUGAUUCGAGCACUGAAUACGCCAUUUCUCCUUCCAAUCACAGCCGAUUGCUACGGCGUUCGACAAACACAGCAAUAAGACAAUCUUCGGCAAGUACAUUGGACGAUUCGGCCAUUGCUGCAGCAACAUCACACAUGUCAACAGCAGUCGACAUUGGAGGAGGAGAUGCUCUUAGUAUCAGCUCGGUGGGCUUUUCGGCCAUGGCGCGAUCCGAUCCUGCUGGAAUGGGAGAUAGUGAACGACAAUCCGUGGCACGCAGCAAUAGCAAUCCACCGCAGGCACGAGGACCCGCCGAAGAAACAGCUGGAACUACAAACGGCAAUGCCACUGCUACAAACAAUAAUAAUCCCAACAACAACGACAACAGCAAUAAUCCAGGCGAUCCUCGGCGAGAAGCACGCAUUCGAUGGGUUCGUAUCAAUCAACGCUUUCAGCUCCUGAUCACCUUUGUGGCAAUUCUCUUCAGUCUGCUUUUGUUUUCCAUUCUUAUCAGUUGGAUUGUAUUGACGAGCGCCUAUGUCGUGACAUUUGAAAAGAGCUGCGACGUGCCACUCAAGUUCUUCUACUGGAUGGUCACGCUGCAGCUAGUCCUCGAUGUCUUUCGAAACGAUAUUAUGCGAUAUGCACUGGGAUGGAACCCUGCCACGCAUCCGCCAGGACUGCAUCAAACUAUACCCGCUCGCGUUGUGGCCUACAAUAUUGCCUAUCUGGCUUAUGCAUUGCUGGUGUUGAGAUUGGGCAUCACUUGCGUCUACAUUGAAGGGCAACUACCAGAAAGUACGUGUCGCCAUACAGCACCAGAGCUGUUUCAAUCGUCGCUUGUGUUUGUCACUUUGACACUCUCGGCUUGGACAACAAUCAUCCUUGGGUACCUGGUACCGUUCUGCGCUGUAGUUACCCUCUUGACUUGGAACGGGUACAAUCCCGCGGAGGAUGAUGUUGGUGGUCGAAUGGGAGGGGUCCAAGGUGUCUUCCCGGGUACAUUCAGCACCGGCGCGCCUCCAGGAACCAUUGAUCAGCUACAGGAAAUAGAUUUCAAUGAGUGCGGGGAGAACUGCCCUCAGGAAUGCUGUAUUUGCAUGGAAGACUUUGGCCCGGAUCAGGCCAUUGUGCAAACAGAUUGCGGACACAUCUUGCACAAAAGCUGCUGCAGCGUUUGGUUCCGGCAAGCUCGCACAUGUCCCGUUUGCAGAACGGACAUUCCCAAUGCACUGGCUGAACGAAACAAUCAAGAAGGUGAUGUCGAACAACCGGGUGCAAAUAAUGAGAAUGGUAGUAGUCCCCAGACGCCAGAAAAUGAACCACAGCAACGGCAGCUUCAACUACCCAACCCGGUGCCUGUGAAUCAGAGGACUCCUGUGACACCUCACUUGCCAUUUCGACCUGCAGGACGGCAAGAAGUUGUCACACUUAUCAGAGCGUUGCGGCAGCCGAGGAGAGAACGACGGCCGGCCGAUUCUCAGGGUGCACCAUCGGUAGGAAGUGCAAGUCGAAGGCCAAGUGAUUCUCAAGGUUCCAGAUCUCAGUUGGAGGGAUCAAACCACGUCGAUCCAGUGGAGAUUCGACCCGGACAGGAUACCGACAUUGAGAUCACGGCAUUGAAUAGCGGUAGCGCAUCUACAAGCGAGCACCAACGAGGCGAAAAUAAUGCCAUGGAGCAGGAGGCACAAGUCUAGCUAGCUAGCUACUCGAAAAUGCCAGUGAUUCAUCAUAAGUAACUGUUGCUAUAGCAAACCCCGACGGAAUGAACCGAUACAUGAGAUAGACACGACUUGAAGGCUCUUCAUAUCUCUCCAAGCUCUCGCAGCUUCUGGAUUGCAACCAUGGAUGUCCAGCCGCCAACUAUAUUCAUCUCGCCUUUCGCAAUCAUCUCAUAGAUUUCGGGUACAGUUAUGUUUGGAAUGAUGGUAAUGUCCUCUUCAUCAUCUAAAGGUUUUGGGUUGACUGCAGGGUCAGGAUCGAGCACUAGAAAAGCUUGCACCACUGUGGUCGAAUAUUUAUCCAUGUUUGUAUCAUCAGUCAGCCGUAUCCAGGUUCCCCCCACAAGGUGACACUCCUCUUCGAGCUCAAACUUGGCAGCAUUGAGUAUUGGAUCAACCCCUUCUUCUUCAUGUUUGGUCUCUACCAUUCCCGCGGCUACCCCCGCUUUCAAAGCAUGCGGUCCAGGCAUGUAUUCCUGCACUAAUGUAGCCGUUUUGGUUUUUGUGUCCCAUGCAAAAAUUAGAACUGCCCGAUUCGAUCCAGAUUGCCCAACAAUCUGAAGGACAAGAUGAUAUUCUGUGAGGGCGUCACCGUAUGCAUCCAGCUACCGAUAGCCACAAUGUUCUGCAAGACCUUACAUCAAAAUCUACUUCAUUUCCGUUUGGAAAGCGAACGAUGCGACUUGUCAGAGUUCUCCAUCGACUGUAGAGCACAUCUUCCUUGACAACCUCGUGCUGGGAACUGCCAUCAGAUCCACACCUCAGGGCAAAGAGGAUGGAGCUCCUGGUCUCACCAUGAAGGCCAUGGCAUAACGGUCUAAUGGCUUCCACGCCGCAACUGGAAAGUAUAAACACAAGAAGAAAGCAUUGUAACAGGAUCAUUGCCAUGGUAGCAGCUUGAGUACUAUUACCGGUAUCUUGCUAAUGAUGUUGCCAUACCGGUAUGGAGGCUUCCAACGUCCUGUAGAGUUCCAAUAAGCCAUCAGGCUGUCAAAGACUUGAGUCGGUCUGUACCGGUACCAGGUACCGGAACAUGUAAUCUUUAAAAGCUUUUUAAAAUAAUUAAUAUGGC
Messenger RNA from Seminavis robusta, 4120 nucleotides. NCBI's taxonomy places the organism in Eukaryota, Bacillariophyta, Bacillariophyceae, Naviculales, Naviculaceae. The record is from the annotation of a GenBank genome assembly.